Panicum hallii is the source of this 552-nucleotide messenger RNA. Its product is annotated as vegetative cell wall protein gp1-like. The transcript has a single exon. Lineage: Eukaryota; Viridiplantae; Streptophyta; Magnoliopsida; Poales; Poaceae. The coding region runs from base 1 to 552 and encodes 183 amino acids. The record is from RefSeq and is a predicted model, not a curated record.
AUGCCGAGGGGUCCGCCGCCCCAUAAGUGGGACCCCCCAAACCCUGCGCUCCCAUCCCCCACCCGUACUCCGCCGCCUUCAACCCUAGCACCCCGCCGUGCCACGUGGGAGCAGGGCUACGGCACCGCCGCCGUUGCCGCCCCCUGCGCCGCCAAAUUCACCCUCGCCGGCGCGUCUUCGGUCUUCCCAAGCCCGGCACGACCUUCCUCACCUGUGGGCGCCGCCGACCGAGGCACCUGGAGCCCUGCGGCCCACCCCAAGGCCACCUGCCACGAGCUCUCACCUCCCCUCAUCGCCGCGGGUAAGGCCCUUCCCGUCGACCGCCCCCCUCCUGUGCCGUAUGCUCGUGCUAAGACCCCCAGUAGGAUCCCAGUGUCGCGCUGGUGCUGCGCCGUGCCUGGCUCGGCUCAAACCCGAGCCGGAACCCCGACCGUGCCGUUCGCCGGCGACCCCGUGCCGCCUCUGCCGUGGGGAGCAUCGCCCCGAGCCCCAAUCCCCCGUGCUGGCUGCCCAGACGAGAUCGCCGUCAUCCAAUCCCUCUUCCUGUGCUAG